Messenger RNA from Rhagoletis zephyria (snowberry fruit fly), 1014 nucleotides. Its product is annotated as tyrosine-protein kinase Fer-like. The record is from RefSeq and is a predicted model, not a curated record. NCBI's taxonomy places the organism in Eukaryota, Metazoa, Arthropoda, Insecta, Diptera, Tephritidae.
AUGGUUUGUAUGACGGCACGUGAGCAACAAACAAAAUAUCAAAAUAACUAUCAUCGUCAACAACAAUCAGCGAACGCGGUAAAGAAUGAGCGCGCAGCAAUAACACUCACAGACGAAGUCGUUCGUAAAAAGGCAGAAUAUCAAAAACAUUUGGAGGGUUAUAAAGCACUGCGUACACGUUUCGAGGAACACUACAUAAAAUCCGGUCGUGGUGGUCGCAAGUUGGACGAUGUACGCGAUAAAUAUCAGAAAGCCUGCCGCAAAUUACAUCUCACCCACAACGAAUAUGUACUCUCCAUCACCGAAGCUGUUGAGGUGGAAAAAGAUUUCCGUACAGUAUUACUGCCUGGACUGCUGGAGCAUCAACAAUCCGUGCAAGAAAGUUUCAUUCUACUCUGGAAGAAUAUACUGCAGGAGACCAGUCAACAUGGAGAUCUCACAUCUGACAAAUUCAAAGAAAUACAAAAGCGAAUUGAUAAUGUGAUAAACAGCAUAAAUCCCAGUGAGGAGUAUCGGGAAUUCACUGAGAAACACAAAACCUCCCCCGCCACACCGCUUGUAUUCCAAUUCGAUAACGCACUCAUCGAGGACAUACCUGGCAAACUGCAAUCAAAUACGCUAACAGUCGAUAAUCUUACCGUCGAUUGGCUGCGAUCGCGCCUGAUUGACUUGGAACUCGCAGUGAAGGAUUGCCAGGAGAAACAGCUAAAGAUGAUCGAGCAAGCGAAUGGUGGUUCACCUAUAGCGAAUGGCAGCAUAACGCGUAACGGUAGCACCGCUAGCAAUGGCAUCCAAUCCCCGAAGGAUAGUCAAAAUAGGCAAUCAAAGGACCUCGGUUCACUGCGUUGUCAGGAAAAACAAAAACAAAAGUUGGUGGAUAUGAUUAAGUGUGCUUUAAAUGAGAUUGGCUGCGAAGAGUUGCCAUCUGGCUGUGAUGAUCAUUUGGAACAAAAUUUCAUAGAAAAUAGUUUUAAUAACGAUCAACAGAACUCUGCGGCAUCCACCAAUUCCACU